CGUGUGGAACCAGAAAAACUGGGGCGUCAUUAAUCAAAACGGACGCAGUCUCCACUAUAAAUACUUCCAGUUGCUGUCAUUCGGUCAAGAGGCUCUUUGAUUUCAUACCCAAAACCCAAAAAAUAAAAAAUAAAAAAAUGGCCUUCUUCCUUUCUUCCAUUGCUCUCGGUUUUUCUUUUGUUGAUUGUUCCAUAUCUGCCAUUUUCUUUCGUAGAUUCUUCGAUCUCUGCUACGGAUAUGGCGAGUGCUGCCCGUCCUCGGCAUCCGACACUGUCCAAAAUCCCCGGACCGUCUCUGUUUGUUGGAGAUCUGGACCCCAGCGUAACGGAACGUCAGCUUUUCAAUCUCUUCAGCCGGUGCGGUCCCAUACAAUCCUUCAGGGUCUGCAGGGACGAGACCAGGCGUUCCUCCCUCGAAUGCGCCUACGUCACUUACAGUAACGCCCAAGAAGCUAGUCGUGCCUUGGAGGUUCUAAGUUUUACUCCUAUCAGUGGAAAACCAAUCACGAUCAUGUUCUCACAUCAGGAUCCUGGCAUCCGGAAAAGUGGAUAUGCUAAUGUACGGAAAAGUGGAUAUGCUAAUGUAUUUAUCAAGAACCUCGACACUACAACAGAUGAGGCAGGAUUGUAUGAGAUUUUUUCUACCUUUGGUCUUGUCCUUUCUAUCAAGGUGGCCACUGAUAACAGUGGUCAGUCUAAGGGAUAUGGGUUUGUACAGUUUUCUAUGGAGGAAGAUGCACAGAAUGCCAUUAAACAACUUAAUGGCAUGCUGAUAAAUAAUAAACAAGUCUAUGUUGGCCCUUUUGUUCGUCGUGAAGAGCGAAAUCAAACAGAUGGAACACCAAAGUUCACUAAUGUAUAUGUACAAAAUUUGUCUGAAACAACUACCGACGAGGACCUUAGGAAAGUUUUUAGUAUUUAUGGUCUGAUUACUAGUGCAGCUAUUAUGAGGGAUUCAAAUGGGAAAAAUAGAGGCUUUGGCUUUGUCAAUUUUCAGAAUCCUGACGAUGCUGCUGCCGCAGUUGAGAGUACUUCCCAUGGUGAGAAAAAUUGGUAUGUUGGAAUGGCUCAGAAGAAAGCUGAAAGAGAGGCGGAAUUGAAAGCCAAAUAUGAGAGGGACAGAAUGGAAGAACUGCGAGGGGCUAAUUUAUAUGUGAAAAAUCUCGAUCAUAAUAUCAAUGACGAAAAACUCAAGGAGUUGUUUUCUGAAUUUGGCACUGUAACAUCCUGCAAGGUCAAGCUGGAUUCACAUGGACAGAGUAGGGGUUUUGGUUUUGUGGCACUUUCAACCCCCGAAGAAGCUAACAGAGCUAUAAAUGAAAUGAGCGGGAAAAUGAUAGGAAGGAAACCUCUGUAUGUGGCUGUCUUUCAGCGGAAGGAUGAAAGAAAGGCAAGGCUGGAGUUAAUUCAAUGCAAUGCUCAUAACGGGGUUGAACCUUCAAUUGCACCUCAGGGUCCCAUGACGCCUUCGCUAUGUGAUGUUUUUGGUUUGCCAUUUCUUCCCAUUGAUGCAGCCCGAUCUCAGCCUGUAGCAAUUACAAAACUUGCCUCUGCUUUAGCUUCGGCAAGUCCCGAGCAGCAAAGGCUGAUGCUAGGUGAACAAUUGUUCUUACUUGUUGAUCGCCUGGAGCAAGAUUCUGCAGCAAAAGUUACUUGGAUGCUGCUUAAGAUGGACCAGUCAGAGCUAAUCCACCUCAUAGAGUCCCCAGAUGCUCUGAAGAGGAGAGUUGCUCAAGCUAUGGAAAUCUUCCAGUUUGCACUAGUUACUGGCACCAAUCUUGCUGAAGCUAUGAAAGUUUUCCAGUUUCCACAAGUUACAGGUUCUGAUGUUGCUGAUCAGCUUGGCUCAUUAUCAUUAUCGCUGGAUGACUGAGUUCAAUCUAUGGAUUUUUCCAUAUUGCUGCCUGACUUUUGGGCCAUUGAUUGAAAAACUCAAUACUUCAAAACUAUUUCCAUAAAACUGUCCGACUUUUGGGCCAUGUAAAAACCACCUACUUUUGGUCAAUGGAUUAUGGAUCGGACACUUCAUACUUUAAAACUAUUUUCAUAAAACAGGUUGCCUUUUUCA
This is a messenger RNA of Magnolia sinica, 2067 nucleotides long. RefSeq names its product polyadenylate-binding protein 2-like. The record is from RefSeq and is a predicted model, not a curated record. Gene Ontology annotation, molecular function: poly(U) RNA binding; poly(A) binding; mRNA 3'-UTR binding. NCBI's taxonomy places the organism in Eukaryota, Viridiplantae, Streptophyta, Magnoliopsida, Magnoliales, Magnoliaceae. Gene Ontology annotation, cellular component: cytosol; nucleus; ribonucleoprotein complex. The coding region runs from base 238 to 1872 and encodes 544 amino acids. The transcript has 6 exons.